Molecule: messenger RNA, 108 nt
Organism: Trypanosoma brucei brucei TREU927
Lineage: Eukaryota; Euglenozoa; Kinetoplastea; Trypanosomatida; Trypanosomatidae
Exons: 1
Coding region: 1-108 (35 amino acids)
Source: RefSeq, a predicted model, not a curated record
AUGGGCCAGAGUGCCUCCACCCAUUUAUUUGGGAGCAACCUCAUACGAUUUGCAAUUGGUGUUGUGUGCCUCUGGCCCUUGUGGGGAGGAAUGGAGGCGUCCAGGUGA